AAAGAGAGAAAAGAAAGUGAAAUUGAACACCGCAAUUGCUUUUUCAACUUGGCUUACUACAUAAAAAAAAAAUAUAGCCUAGAGGAAGUUGGCCAACGGUUAACUUCCAUCCAAACUUCGUGAUUCCUUGGAAUCAAAGCAAAUUAAGUUAAGCAGUUGAUUCUUGGUCACCUUCUGAGACACAACCUUACCUUCCUGACAUAUCCUUCACACCCUUCUUCCCCAUCCUUCUAUAUACUCUUCAUCAGCUCUAUCUCUUCUUCAUAUUCAGCUCCAUCCAUGAUGCUUACCUAGACUUUAUCACAUCUUAAGCUUUCUGUGCAGUGUGUGAUUGUUGAAAGGUUUGUGUUCUUGAAGCUUUGGUUUCUUUUGCUAGGAGUUUAAGUUGGUGCAGACCCAGAAAAGGAUCCUUCAAUCAAGGUACUUUAUCCAUCCAAUAAGUACCCAAAUGGGGUGCUUCAAUUUCAAGUUUUCAUGAUGUAAAGCUACCCUUUUUGUGGACUCAAAGAAAUAAAGUAGCUGAAUUCAAUUCGAAGGCAAUCUCAUAAGAAUUACAGAAGACUUGAUCGCUGAUACUAGUCUUUCAAAUUUGGACAAAUUCUGAACAUAUAGAAGCAAAAGGGGUGUCCUUUGUUCACGUGUUGGGAAUUUGUAAGAUUGAUUUAAUUCCAAAGAGAACAUUUCCAAUGAAUUCUAGGUGCUUCCUUCCACCAGAGUCCUUGUUUAACUCAAGUAGUAUGGUUUCAUUUUCUUCAAAUUCUGCAGCAGGAGAAGAUAGAGUGGCUAGUGCUCCAAGUAGGCCUCCACGUGCCUCCCCACCUUCGUUUUUGGUUCGGAUGGCCAUGAGAAUAUCUAGAGCAAGAUGGUUUACCUUCUUGAGAAGAGUAUUUCAUUACCAAAAUGGAUCAAGGUCCAGUCUUGGCUCUAAUCCUUUCAAUUCUAGCAAUUGGAUGAUGCUGGAAUUUAUUGCUUUGAUGGUUCAAAUAACCAUUACAACAUUCACUUUAGCCAUUUCAAAGAGGGAGAGACCCAUUUGGCCUAUGAGGAUAUGGAUAGCUGGUUAUGAUAUUGGUUGUGCUCUUAAUCUGCUGCUACUUUAUGGGCGCUACCGUCAAAUUUAUCUGACUCAAAGAGAUGCUCUUAACCUUUCUGAUAUGGAACAACAGAGAAAUAAUGAAGAAACUAGUGUAUACAGGACGUCGCACUUGAUGAAUAAAUGCCGAACUUCACUUGAGCUUUUCUUCGCCAUAUGGUUUGUGAUGGGCAAUGUUUGGAUUUUUGACUCACGUUUUGGAUCUUUUCAUCAAGCUCCAAAACUCCAUGUGCUUUGCAUCACCCUGCUUGCUUGGAAUGCAAUCUGCUACUCUUUCCCUUUCCUACUGUUUCUGUUGUUAUGCUGUUGUGUGCCACUAAUUAGCAGCCUCCUCGGGUACAACAUGAACAUGGCCUUUUCUGAUAGAGGAGCAUCUGAUGAUCAAAUUUCACAACUUCCAAAUUGGAGACAUAAAGAAGCUCAUACCAAGUUAGAGCUUGGCAAUGACUCUAAAGGCAGUGAGAAAUCGAUCAAUGAAGAUUCAGAAUGUUGCAUUUGCUUAGCCAAGUACAAAGACAAAGAAGAAGUGAGACAAUUGCCCUGUUCCCAUAUGUUCCACUUAAAAUGUGUGGAUCAAUGGCUCAAAAUUAUGUCCUCCUGCCCUCUUUGCAAACAAGGUUUAGAAAGGGAGAAAUAGCUGAGACAACAUUCAAGAGGAUUAAUUUUAUUUGGUCAUAUGUAUACUCUUGAAAUUACCCUCAAAGUUUUUUUUUUUUUUUUUUUUAACUUUGGUCUAUUACAUGGGUUACUUGAGUGAGGGUGUACAUGUACAGAAUAGCUCACCAGUGACCAAAACUACAUUAAAUACUUGGUUCUAAGGAGUGGACCCUAUAACUGUUCAAAUUAGUGGAUUGCCUAUGCAUGAUUUAUCUUUUACUAUCAUCUAUAUAUUGUGAGAUAAGCAUCU
Gastrolobium bilobum is the source of this 2000-nucleotide messenger RNA. Its product is annotated as E3 ubiquitin-protein ligase At4g11680-like. The transcript is spliced from 3 exons. Bases 687 to 1730 code for a protein of 347 amino acids. NCBI's taxonomy places the organism in Eukaryota, Viridiplantae, Streptophyta, Magnoliopsida, Fabales, Fabaceae. The record is from RefSeq and is a predicted model, not a curated record.